UACCCAAAUUCUAAUCACCACUCGCUUUUAUUUAAUCAGAGUAUUGCUGAAAUAAGUAGCAGGACGCCUUCAACUUUUGCUUCUGUCAACAAGAGUUUCUGAAUUGUAAGCCAGGUUUGCACAUCAAAGCAGCGAAGCCAUAUUAAUAUCAAUGUCUAAGCAAAGGUUGGAAGGCAAGGUUGCAAUUGUGACCGGGGGAGCAAGUGGAAUAGGAGCAGAAGCAGCGAGAUUAUUUGUGGAAAACGGUGCACUUGUAGUUAUAGCAGAUGUUAACGAUGAAUUGGGGCUUCAAGUUGCAAGUUCCAUUGGCGUAGACAAGGUGAGUUACCAUCACUGCGACGUUAGAGACGAGAAACAAGUUGAAGAAACCGUUGCUUUCGCUAUCAAGAAAUAUGGAAGCCUAGAUAUCAUGUUCAGUAACGCUGGAAUUGCAGGCUCUUUCUAUAACAUACUUGAUUUGGAUUUGAAUGACUUUGAUAAUACAAUAGCUGUGAAUGUUCGUGGAGCAGCGGCGUGUAUUAAACACGCGGCACGUGUCAUGGUGGAACGAAAGACACGUGGCUCCAUAAUUUGCACUGCUAGUACAGCUUCUGUGGUUGCACUUUGUGGCGAUUCAGCUCCUUAUGGUUAUAACACAUCCAAACAUAGUCUUUUGGGUCUUGUGCGUUCGGCGUGUGGUGAGCUUGGAGCUUAUGGGAUUAGGGUCAAUUCGAUUUCACCUUCUUACGUGGCCACACCUUUGGCAUGUGAAGCUCUUGGUAUGGAAGCAAGCGAAGUUGAAAGUGCUGUUGUUGCCGGUGCCAAUUUGCAGGGGAUUGUGUUGAAGCCAAUUCAUGUUGCACAAACGGCUUUGUUUCUUGCUUCUGAUGAAUCUGCUUAUAUUAGUGGACACAAUUUGGUCGUUGACGGAGGUUUGUUAGCCGUUAAUAGCCCUGUUUCAAAAAAGUAAAUGAAAAUCUCGCAAUAUGCCAAUAUAUAUAUAUAUAUAUAUAGAGAGAGUGUUCGGUGAAAACAAAUUUUGUGAUUUGUAAUAAUCAAUUAGUCAUUAUUAAUAUUUUUAGUGGUAUAAAAUUAUAUUU
Molecule: messenger RNA, 1079 nt
Organism: Arachis duranensis
Lineage: Eukaryota; Viridiplantae; Streptophyta; Magnoliopsida; Fabales; Fabaceae
Product: short-chain dehydrogenase reductase 3b
Exons: 3
Coding region: 152-949 (265 amino acids)
Source: RefSeq, a predicted model, not a curated record